AUGGAUAUCAGCGGGAUCCUCUCUGUUGCUGCUGUCCUUCUUUUCUCUAUCACUGUCUACGGCGAGGCAGGACAAAGCGCUGUGUACCUGAAUACGCUGCAGAUUUCAUAGGCACUCACUGCAUUUGGUCCUCUGUCCUGCUCUGAGGGCUUCACUGAGCUGGGUUAUUACAAUGGAUCUGUGUCUCAGACAGAUUCUGGCUCUUCCUGUCUAAAAUGGACAGACUUUCCAGACUACAUGCUGCAGUACCCCAACCGUGGACUGGGCGACCACAACCAAUGUAGAAACCCUGACUGUGAAUCCAACCCCUGGUGCUUUUUCAGACAGAAGUCAGGAGCCAUCGGAUGGGCCUACUGCGACUGCCACCAGGGUGAGGUGCGGUUGGUGGGGGGUUCAUCUAAUAAGAGUGGUCAUCUUGAGGUGUAUCUAAAUGGCCGGUGGGGAGCAGUGUGUGACACCCACCUGACUGAUCGAGAUGCCAGUGUGGUCUGUAGACAACUGAGGCUUGGUGAAAUCGGCACUGCGCUUCGACAUUCCUAUUUCGGACCCGGUUCUGGUCUCUUUCACUUUGAACGUCUUGGCUGCCAUGGCAAUGAAGAUUCUCUGCUGAAGUGCCGGAGCAGGAAGUAUGUCUCUGGUGACUGUAACCAUGGAAAUGAGGCCGGAGUGGUGUGUGCAGUACCUGAGGGCAAUGGUGCCCCCCUGAGGCUCGUGGGAGGCCUUGAGGAUUUCGAGGGGCGUGUGGAGGUGUACCAUAAUGGGAGGUGGGGUACUAUCUGUGAUGACGAAUGGGAUGAUAUUGAUGCUGAAGUGGUUUGCCGACAGUUGGGAUUGGGUGGUGUACCAAAGGCAUGGACAUGGGCGCACUUUGGGCAGGGCACUGGGCCUAUCAUGCUGGACGGAGUGCACUGCACAGGAAAUGAGCUGUCUCUGGAGGAAUGCCCUCAUGUGCCCUGGGGCCAGCACAACUGUGAUCACAUGGAGGAUGCUGGAGUCUCGUGCAACCCGUUUUCAGAUGGAGUGUUGCGUCUAGUAGGCGCUGAUAGCCCAUGGGAAGGACGUCUUGAGGUUUAUCACGCUGGAGAAUGGGGCACAGUGUGUGAUGACAACUGGACCGGACGUCACGCCCAGGUGGUGUGUCUACAGCUGGGUUAUCAAGGGCAAGCUGAGGUGGCUCCAGAUGGGAUGUAUGGAGAGGGUACAGGGUUGAUCCUGCUGGAUGAGGUGACAUGUGAAGGGGGAGAGAGCUCUCUGCUGGACUGUGCUCAUGGUCAGUGGGGGCAGCAUGACUGCUCUCACAGUGAGGAUGUGGGCAUACGCUGUGAAAGAGAAGGACAGAACAAUGAGAUCCCUGAAGUGGCUCUUGCCACAGGUCCACUGGUGAGGCUGGUGGAUGGCGAGAGCCGUAAGGAGGGCCGCGUAGAGGUCUUUAUUAACGGCCAGUGGGGCAGCGUGUGUGAUGAUGGUUGGAAUGACAUCAACGCUGGAGUGGUCUGCAUACAGCUAGGAUUUGUUGGGGUCUCGAAGGCCCGCUCCAUGGCUUAUUUUGGUGAGGGUCAGGGACCCAUCCAUCUGGAUAAUGUGAAGUGUGUUGGGACAGAGGCUUCGUUGGGGGAGUGUUCAGCUGUGGGUCCGGACGCCCAUGAUUGCAGGCACAGUGAGGACGCGGGGGUCAUCUGUGACUACACCACUGAAUCUGUAAAGUACAGAAGCAUGAGCAAGCAGGAAUGUGGUUUGAGACCCAACACACAAAGGCGCAGGAGAAGGAUCAUUGGAGGAGACAAGUCUCUACGGGGUGACUGGCCGUGGCAAGUAUCUCUGUGGCUGAGGUCUCAAUCGAAAGGCACCCAUCCACUUUGUGGGGCGACUCUCAUCAAUUCCUGUUGGGUCAUUACUGCUGCUCAUUGCUUCAAGAGGUUUGGUUCAGACCCCUCCCGUUACGUGCUGCGGCUUGGCGACUACCACACAGAGGAGAGGGAUGACUUUGAGCGCACUCUUUCUCCUGAGCGCAUCGUGAUCCACAGGAAGUACCACAGCCAGGGCUGGGAGUAUGAUAUUGCCUUACUGAAGCUGAAGGGAACAGAUCUGGGGAAUUACAGACCUAAGCUAAUAAUUCUGGACUCAGAGUAUUCCCGAACACUGCUGCAAGCCUGGGUUCCAUUACUGCCCUCCUGGAAGUGUAAAAAACGUUACGGCAGUCGCUUCACCAGCCGCAUGUUGUGUGCCGGCAGCUUGUCGAACCAUCGCCGUGUGGACAGUUGUCAGGGUGACAGUGGGGGGCCACUGGUGUGCCAGGGUGAGGCUGGCCACUGGAUGCUCACAGGAAUCAUCUCCUGGGGUCACGGUUGUGGCGACCCCACCUAUCCCGGUGUGUACACACGGGUCGGCCGGUUCCUGAAGUGGAUAGAGAAAGUCACCCACAGCACUGGCAAAGCGUGA
Molecule: messenger RNA, 2439 nt
Organism: Sinocyclocheilus anshuiensis
Lineage: Eukaryota; Metazoa; Chordata; Actinopteri; Cypriniformes; Cyprinidae
Product: neurotrypsin-like
Biological process (GO): proteolysis
Cellular component (GO): membrane
Molecular function (GO): serine-type endopeptidase activity
Source: RefSeq, a predicted model, not a curated record